Molecule: messenger RNA, 1978 nt
Organism: Diabrotica balteata
Lineage: Eukaryota; Metazoa; Arthropoda; Insecta; Coleoptera; Chrysomelidae
Source: the annotation of a GenBank genome assembly
AGACAACAAGAAAAAGGAAAACCAAGAAGACACGUAGAUUUGUUGCUAAUCGAAGUUGUGUUUUGUAAAUUUCAGUAUUUAAAUAAGUGCGAUGAAGUUUCAAUAUAAAGAAGAACAUCCUUUUGAAAAGAGGAAGUCUGAGGGAGAGAAAAUCAGGAGAAAAUAUCCAGACAGAGUCCCUGUAAUUGUUGAAAAGGCCCCCAAAGCAAGAAUUGGUGAUGUUGACAAAAAGAAGUAUUUAGUACCUUCUGAUCUAACAGUAGGUCAAUUUUAUUUUCUUAUUAGGAAAAGGAUACAUUUGAGACCCGAAGAUGCACUUUUCUUCUUUGUGAAUAAUGUCAUUCCACCAACAUCUGCUACUAUGGGAUCUCUUUACCAGGUUCAAGAUAGCAUUGAAAAUAUUUUGACUGCAAAUGGCAUGUCAGACGCAGUGGAAUGGUUAAAAAGAAAAGAGACACUAAUGUUACUUAACCAAAAUAGUAUUAGCUGCCAAACAGUUGUAGAUACCACUAUGCCAGAUGACAAAAAAGAAAUAAGUAGAAAAAAAAGUACUACUUCUUUAAGUGCCGGAGAUUGCGAACCUCUGAAACGAAAACUAAGCGAAGUUGUUUCCGAAGGACUUCUAGAUUCGGUACUUCCGUAUUUAGUUCAACAAAACAAUUCAAAAAAGAGUUUAGUCUCCAUAAAGCUUAACGACAAAGGUGAUAGACCUGUAACUUCUCACUCUUCCACUACUACCAUACCCCCCAAUGAAAAAAACAUGGCAAGAAGAAGAUCUAGUGAUACUAUUAUUAAAUCGCUUCCCAUUAUUAAACCCGACUCAGAAGUUGAAAUCCAUGUAUGCGACGAGCUAAAAUCAGCUAAAAAGACAUUUUACUGCAAUCAAAAUUUGCUAAUUUCCAAAAUGGGUUAUUUCGCAUCAGUAACCCAAGGUCAGCGUUUGGAAGAUAUGGAUAUAUCUGUCCACUGCGAUAUUGGUAUUUUUGAAUGGCUUAUGCAGUGGAUCAAGAAAGAUACUCUGCCGGAAUCGGAAUGGCCACAGUUGGAAUCUAAUUAUGUUAUUCCUAUACUAGUAUCAGCAGCUUUCCUGGAAAUGGAAUCUUUAUUGGAAGACUGUUUGUUAUUUUGUCAUGAACACAUGAAUGAUAUUUUAAAAACCAAUACAAAUCUGUCGUGUCUAAAUGAAUCUGUACUUAUCAGACUAUCUGCAAUGUAUACCAAUGUCGAAGUGGAAGCUAUUAAAGACAAGAAAGAUAAGAUACAGUCUCGACUGUUUACAAAAUUAAUACAGUCUCUAGCGGAACCAGAACCCGAGAGUGUUAGGGGACACUGGUGUUCUCUGGCAAAAGUGUUUCGUUGCGAAAAAUGUCAGCUUCUAAUUACACCAGAUGUGGCAUCCAAAAUUCCAUGCGUUCCACCUUGCAUGCGACUUCAACCAGAUGGGAGUAUUAUUAGUUUACAUAUAAGAGAUCCAAAUUGGGAUAUCAACACUUACAUAAUUAGACUAUUUAAGACUUUAAAAUCAUGGCGAAGAGUUUAUUGGAGAUUAUGGGGUGAUGCGCAUUUUCUUUUCUGCUCUACUUGCCAACGCUAUUUCCCAUCAAAUCAGAUUGGCUGGUGUCGCUAUCAUCCAGAUACUCCACAGUUCUUUACUUUAGAUGCCCAAAGAGCUCCGCUGCCUAUAGGACGAUUUCCUUGUUGCGGAGAAAGGGCGUACAGAUUUCAGCUACUCGAAAACUUCAACGGAUGUCACUUUAGACAACAUACAGUUCUUGCAGAAGAUGUAAAAGACGCAUCAAUAUUUUCUAUGUUAGAAACGUAUAGGCACUUAAUUGAAGAAGAACCACCCCAGCUGCUAUUUCCUGAAAAAUUGACUAGACUUGUAGCAAGAGAUCUAUACACAGUAUACAAUGUUCUUCAAAAAUUAAAUAUUCACAAAUAUUGCGUAAGAGAGCUACAGCUUAAUGAAACACUAUGA